Papilio polytes (common Mormon) is the source of this 1152-nucleotide messenger RNA. RefSeq names its product homeobox protein SMOX-1-like. The transcript has 2 exons. NCBI's taxonomy places the organism in Eukaryota, Metazoa, Arthropoda, Insecta, Lepidoptera, Papilionidae. Bases 1 to 1152 code for a protein of 383 amino acids. Gene Ontology annotation, cellular component: nucleus. Gene Ontology annotation, biological process: regulation of transcription by RNA polymerase II. Gene Ontology annotation, molecular function: DNA-binding transcription factor activity, RNA polymerase II-specific; RNA polymerase II cis-regulatory region sequence-specific DNA binding. The record is from RefSeq and is a predicted model, not a curated record.
AUGUCGGUAUCGUCAACAGUGACCGGUCAGUCGUCCCCGCUGACGACGCGGCUGUACGCGCCCACCCCGAACACCAGUGACUACCAGUGGACCCAGGAUAAUGUUGUUCUUACUACAACGAAUGCGCAAUGGAGUGAAGCCCCGCCCCCAGAAUAUAAAGUGUAUCCGAUGGCCAACUUCAAUGAUGCCAACGGUGGUCUAAUGAACUCAAAGAUGAACAUUGUCUCGUCUACAUCUUAUUACAACGGGCAAGACAUCACCAAUACGUUAUUACCAUCUUGCCAAAGAGAUGUAAUAAACUCAAACGGAAUAUGCGGCAAUAACUUGAUAAGACCUCCUUUACCAGGCGUUAUGAAUACACCAAUAAUGGUACCCUAUCAGAGGACUGGCCCCAGUAUUCCGCAACGUAAUUGGAACUCUCAUGGGAACACUGAGAGGUACAACCGGCCUGUAUGGGUACCACCGAAAGCGUCAAACGGAGUAAAGAAGCAUAAACGUGUACGAACAGCUUUCACAAGUCAUCAAAUGAUGGAACUUGAACAGGAAUAUGCGCGCACCAGAUAUUUAGACCGGGCUCGUCGUAUUGAACUUGCGGAAACUUUAUUAUUAAACGAACGGACGAUAAAAAUCUGGUUCCAGAACCGGAGAAUGAAAGAGAAGAAGGAUAGAGCUGAGAAUUACGACGAUUCAGAGGAACCGAGUACUACAGAUUCUUCGCCGGAAAUGAUCACUAAAGUCAUGCCAGUACAAACGCAUGAGAACUACUCAAUGCAAUGUAAUGCUCCUAAUGGCGUUUACCAUCAAGGCUCUAAUUAUUUCGUUGAACAAUAUCCAUCAACUCCUACUACUAUUAUGCCUCAAUUGCCUAUGUAUCAAAUCAAUAUGCCACAAGAACCUCAGCAUAUCAUGCAAGAAGGCUAUAACAGUGUUUUAGACAGUAAUAUGGAUGUUGGAUUAAAAUUUGAUCCACUCGCGGCGAAUUUAUUGAAAACAGAAUCGUUUGAGCCGUGCGAAUCUAACGAGACUUAUUCACUGGACGGGUCUCCGGCGCACUCAGAUAUAUCUGCCAUUGACUCCGUUAAAAGUGACAUCAACGAUCAAAAUUGGGAUUUGUCGUGGAUUAGAAGCAUUAAUUUCCAAGAUGAAGCUUAA